Nicotiana tabacum (common tobacco) is the source of this 1455-nucleotide messenger RNA. Its product is annotated as putative pectinesterase 67. Gene Ontology annotation, biological process: cell wall modification; pectin catabolic process. The record is from RefSeq and is a predicted model, not a curated record. NCBI's taxonomy places the organism in Eukaryota, Viridiplantae, Streptophyta, Magnoliopsida, Solanales, Solanaceae. Gene Ontology annotation, molecular function: pectinesterase activity.
UGAAGUAAACUUAGAAAUUAACUAUGUACUAUUGACAAUUUUCCUUUAUCUUCCUUUCAAAAUUCUUCAACAUUCUUUAAGAUGAAUAUUAACGUUGCAAUUUGGGCCAUUUUCCUUGUUAUAUUUUUCAUUUGCUUGGAUUUUGUUCAUGGUUUGUCUGUGAAAAAUGUGAUUGAUUCUCCUCUUUUGACAGAGAAGAUUGACACCAAUCGUACAAUAAUAGUAGAUGUUAAUGGCCAAGGGAAUUUUAAAUCUGUUCAAGCUGCAAUUAAUUCAGUUCCAGAUGGGAAUUCUGAUUGGAUUAUUAUCCAUGUCAGAAAAGGGACCUAUAGAGAAAAAGUUCAUGUACCUCUAAAGAAGCCAUACAUUUUCAUGAGAGGCAAUGGAAAAGGAAGAACAUCCAUAGUAUGGGCAGAAAGUUCCACAGACAACUCCAAGUCUGCUACUUUCAGAGUUGAAGCUCCUAAUUUCGUUGCCUUUGGCAUUAGCUUCAAGAAUCAAGCACUUAAUGGUGUAACUUCUACCUCACAAAACAAGUCAUCAGUAGCAGCUUUGGUGGGAGCAGACAAAGUUGCCUUCUAUCAUUGUGCAUUUUUGAGUUCUCACAACACUCUCUUUGACUAUAAAGGCAGACACUAUUAUGAUGAUUGUUACAUUCAAGGUUCCAUAGACUUCAUUUUUGGCCGUGGCCAAUCUUUAUUUCAUAGCUGUGAGAUAUUUGUAAUUGCAGAUAGAAGAGUAGAGAUUCAUGGUUCUGUGACAGCACAAAGUAGAUAUAGUGCCAAAGAAAACAGUGGUUUUGUGUUUGUAGAAGGAAAAGUAUAUGGAAUUGGAGGUGUGUACUUAGGAAGAGCCAAAGGGGCUUAUUCCAGGGUCAUUUUUGCACAUACUUAUUUGUCUAAGACAAUUGUACCUCAAGGUUGGACUAAUUGGAGCUCUCCAGGAUCAACAAAGAAUUUAUAUCAUGCUGAAUACAAGUGCUAUGGACCAGGGUCUGGUACAGAAGGUCGUGCCCCAUGGUCAAAGCAACUGAAUGACAAAGAAGCCAUGCCAUUCCUCUCCGUAGAUUUCAUCCAAGGCAAGGAAUGGCUUCCAGCUUGGCUUUAAAAUUGAUCAUUUAAUACAGAAGUUUGACAACACGGUUUUCGGAUCACCUCAAACUACACAAAAACGGGUCCAGCUUUGAAGUGCAUAUUGUAGUUGUGUUUUAUGAUGUCUCUGGCUAAACUUUUAAUUUAUUGAAAUAGUUAGCGUACAAUAGACCCUUGUGGUCCGGUCCUUCCCCGGACCCCGCGCAUAGCGGGAGCUUAGUGCAUCGGGAUGUCUUUUUAGUUAGUGUAAACACCCUAGCUCCAAUAACUAAGUAUUCGAUUAGGAAAAAUGGAAAAAGAAGCUCAUUAAUUUUGUAUAAAAGGAUUAGUCAUGUUUAUUAUAUAGUGAUAUACAUGAGUUUAA